UUAACUAGUAACUAGGCCAACUGAAAGUUUGAUGAUGAUGAUCGUAAUAUUAAUUUUAAGGCCUAUAGAAUCUACUAGAUUUAAUAGCAGUAGAUUUAAGGCUUAUCUUUAAAAUUUAAUCUAAUAGUUUUUAUAAAAUAUUAAAGUUAUAGAUAUUAUACAACUAUUGAAGAACAGUCUGUAGUCUAGGCUACCCAGUUCACAUAAUAUAAAAAAUGGCACAACGAUUACCAGAUCACGAAUAUAUAUUAUACAAAGCUAUAAAUAAAAUAAUAGAAAAAUCUCCGCAUUUGGACUACACAAAGUUAGCUGAAGCAGCAGCUACUGCUGGCAGGGAAUUUAAAGAUCUCCUGCUCUCAAAUAAAGAUUCAGCUGUUGGUAUAAUAUUGACUAUAUAUACAACACAAGCGAAUUCAAAGAAAACAGAAGAAUCUGAUGUUGCACAUAUACCAGAGGCUGCCACAUUUGAUCCAAGAUUUGAUCAAUCUGAUGACAUGGAGGUGGAUGAUGCAAAUAGUUUGGAGACAGCCUCAGAAAACUCUUUAACAGAUUGUGUACAUUAUAAAACUAUCACUUACGCUGGAGCAAGUAGACCUAUUAUAGCUGACAAGAAUUCUAUCCAGUGUGAAAACUGUUUUAAAUCAUUCCCUAUAACAGAAAUUAAUACAUGUGAAAGCAGCCACAAAACAUGUAUAGUUUGUAUUAAAACUGCUAUUCAUACCUUCAUGGAUUCAAAAAAUAUAAACUUGAUGUGCCCUAUUGAACAAUGUGAUUCUAUUGUAAAAUUAGAUAAAUUGGCAACUAGCUUGGAUUCACUAAUAUAUAAUCAGCUGAAAAAAAAGAUUUUGAAACGUUCAGCUAAAGAAACGCAAACUAAAGAUAGCAGUUUAGAGAAAAUUUUGUGCAUGCGAUGUGAGAAAGAUAUUAUUCUACUAAAAGAAGAUAUUUUCUACAAAUGCACAGGGUGUAAGCAUGAAGCAUGCAGGAUUUGUCACAGACAAAGAGAAUCAAAUGACAGACAUGUUGAGUGUAAGGUACUACACCAUGUUGGAAGUAAAUGCUUCACCAAUCCUGAAAUAUUUCCUGCAAACUGGGAGAUGUACAGUGCUAUGGCAAAUGAUGAAGCAACAUUCGACUUGCUGUGUAGUGUUAAGCUCAACAGUAGUGAGGGGCUAGCAGUUAAAGAUAUGUUUUCUAGGACUUUCUCCGGGAAAGCAAAGCUCAAAUCAAUUCAGCGAGUACAAAAACCACAACUAUGGGAGAAAUAUUAUUUGAAGAGGAAGCACAUGGUGGAGGAGAUAGGGCUUGACAAGAUCAAAGAACGAGCACUCUUCCAUGGGACCAAGAAAGAAAAUAUUGAUUUGAUUUGUCAAGAAGGUUUUGAUAUGAGAGUCCCAACUGCCAAUGGAGAUGUAUUUGGAAAAGGAAUUUAUUUUAGCCCCUGGUCCAGGUACUCAAAAAUGUAUACAGGAGGAUGCGAACAAAUGAUUAUAGCUAGAGUCUUGUGUGGAAAUUCUACUCUAGGGUCAUCUGAAAUGACCCGUCCACCAAAAGACAGUUCUGGAAGGUUUUACGACACAACUGUUGACAAUCUGGACAGGCCACUCAAGUUCUGUGUGUUUGACAACAGUCAGUGUUACCCAGCUUAUGUUAUUGACUACUCUAAGAAAUAAUGUAGUGUUUUUGUAAUAAAUUAGGCAUACAUUAAAAAUAGACCUCUUCUGUACUUUGGCUGGACAUAGAGGGGUGACCACUACCUAAAAGCUAAUCACAGCCCCAAUCAAAGUUCUAGCCCUAAUCUGAACCUAUAUGUACUGACUGUAAUCCUAAUCCAAACACUGAACAUAUACUUAGACUUAGAAAGUAAUAUAACGAAAAAAGUAGAAAAUGUAUAAGAAAUUUUUUUAAAAAUGUGUGAAUAUAAAUAUAUAUAUAUAUAAGUAAAAUGCUGAGAUUUGUCUAAAUCUCAAUUUCAGUAUAUGAGAAUGCAGGAAGGUGUAAAAUGGCUAGAACUCAAAAUCUUUUUUGAUUUUUUU
This is a messenger RNA of Physella acuta, 2036 nucleotides long. RefSeq lists its product as uncharacterized. NCBI's taxonomy places the organism in Eukaryota, Metazoa, Mollusca, Gastropoda, Physidae. Gene Ontology annotation, molecular function: NAD+ poly-ADP-ribosyltransferase activity. Gene Ontology annotation, cellular component: nucleus. The record is from RefSeq and is a predicted model, not a curated record.